Camelina sativa (false flax) is the source of this 1374-nucleotide messenger RNA. The record is from RefSeq and is a predicted model, not a curated record. Lineage: Eukaryota; Viridiplantae; Streptophyta; Magnoliopsida; Brassicales; Brassicaceae.
GACAAUUCAUUCGUAUCAAAAGAGAAGGAAUCAACUAUGAAAAAGGAAAAACAAGCCAUUGCAUCAUCAUCGCAAAGAAAGAGAAGAAGAAUAUUAAGAAGAAACGAGAAGCUAGUGUUUGCAUCAUCAUCUCAAAGAAAAAGUAGAAGAAGAAGAAGAAGAAGAAGAAGAAACGAGAAGGCAGUGUUUGCACCAUCAUCACUCCCAAACGAUGUUGUAGAGGAAAUUUUCUUACGACUUCCGGUGAAAGCCCUAAUCCGCCUAAAGUCUCUCUCGAAACAGUGGAGAUGGACGAUCGAGUCUCGCAGUUUUGAAGAGAGACACUUGGAGAUCGCCAAGCGUUCACACUUGGAUUACCCCAAGGUCAUGGUCAUCUCUGAAGAAUAUCCUUUCAAAGGGAGUAAAGGUAAGCUGCCUCGUCCAGACACAGACAUCGGCUUUAGUACAAUCUGUUUGGAAUCGGCUUCUGUUAUGUCCUCCACUCUUAUCACUUUCCCUCAAGGAUUUCUUUACUGGACGUAUGCUUCUGAAAGCUGUGAUGGACUUUUUUGCAUCCAUUCCGUCAGAACACUAGCCAUAUAUGUAGUUAAUCCGGCCACACGGUGGCUCCGACAACUUCCUCCGGCUAGGUUUCAGACUUCGAUGCUCAAAUUGAACCCCACUCCAGAAACUUGGAGUGACGUAAAGUCAGUCUGUUAUAUAGCUUUCGUUAAGGCCAUCGAUUACAAAUUGGUGUGGAUGUAUAAUUCAGAUGCUUCGAGUCCAAACGAGGAACUUACCAAAUGCGAGGUUUUUGAUUUUAGGGCAAACACUUGGCGGUACUUGACUUGCACUACAAGUUAUCGGUUAUUCUGUGACCAAGCGCCAACAUCUGCAAACGGGUCUAUUUAUUGGUUCACGGAACCAUACUAUGGCGAAAUCAAAGUAGUAGCUCUCGAUAUUCACACCGAAAAGUUUCGGGUGCUACCUAAGAUUAACCCGGCUAUUGCUAGUUCAGAUCCUAACCAUAUCGACAUGUGCACUUUGGAUAACGAUUUGUGCAUGUCGAAAAGAGAAGGAGAUACGAUGAUCCAACAUAUUUGGAGGUUGAAAUCAUCGGAAGACUCAUGGGAGAAGAUUUAUACCAUAGAUUUGCUUUCUUGUUCUUCUUCUUUAUCUGAGUUCCGCGAUGGAUUUAAUUGGACGCAAAAGGAUUUGGUUGAACCAUCCACACCGGUGGCGAUAUGCAAAAACAAGAAGAUCCUGCUCUCACAUCGCUAUGCCCGCAAUCUAAUCAAAUACGAUCCCCAAGCAAAAUCUCUUUGUUUAUUUUUCCAACGUCCUCUGUGUAGAAGAUAUGUUUCUUAUUUUCAGAGUUUGAUCACUCAUGUGUAA